AUGUACAAGAACGCCCAGCAGAGAGCCGCAUGUGCAUACCCUGUUUUUGAAUUCUGGAAGCACGCCGGCAGAAUCAAACCAUCACAGGUCAGUCGCCCUCGCCCCAGCAACUGCCCGGCUACACCUCUGCUAACGUACUCGCAUCCACAAUUCAGAAGAUCCCGCGACAGCUAUAUCAGUGCCCUACUAAUCACCAGUCGUGGCCAGCUCGCCGCCACACCCUGCACAGCCUCGCGACGCACGGUCUGUCGCCACACGAUCUUCUUCACUGACGCUUGGCAAGGAUGCUGCACUGAUUGCAAGUGGCCAGACAGAACGUUCGAAUACUCCCUGACGAUUGUCGAAUUCCAGGAGCAAGGCGCUGCUACAAAUGCUGUCCUUCCUCUUCUCCACGACUUUAACCUUGGCAUCGAAGAAACUAAAACAACAGCAGUGACGGUCUUGAUUAGAAAAUGUCGAGAGAUUUCGGGUCCAACAAAUAUCACAGAUGAUAUGUUGGGAAUUCGAUAUCAUGUCAGAUAUACAUAGUCAAGGGUAAAUCUCGAUGUACUUGCUAAGCAGUUUCAUCGGUUCGAGCUCCGCAACUCAAUGCGCCGGCCACUCCUUUUCUGCGCCGGCCAGGGUGCCUAGUGAUCAGAAUCUUGACACCUUUGCUCUCCACAAGAAGCUCUAUUAUGAGUUUGCGUCGGUGAAAUCACCGCCAUCAUCAUCAAAAUAGCCAUCACCAUCAGUUAGUCCUCCAGCACGUGUCUCUUUGGCAUCGAAAUAAGGAUAAUCUUCGUC
Messenger RNA from Aspergillus japonicus CBS 114.51, 783 nucleotides. RefSeq lists its product as uncharacterized. The transcript has 2 exons. The record is from RefSeq and is a predicted model, not a curated record. NCBI's taxonomy places the organism in Eukaryota, Fungi, Ascomycota, Eurotiomycetes, Eurotiales, Aspergillaceae. Bases 1 to 528 code for a protein of 175 amino acids.